UGGUGUUGUGUAUGGUAGCGUGUAAUGUGAAACGAAUGAGUUUGAAUGUGUGUAUUUUUAGGAACAAAUGAUGGUGAAGAUCUCCCAUCUGAACUAUUGUCCGCUAUUUUUGAUCGUGUGGAAAAGGUUGGUUUGUACAUAGUUUGUUUAUAUAUUGGAAAUAAAAUCGCGGAGAACAAUGCAUAAUAUAUGUAGUUAAUGCAAUGUUUCUUAAGGCGGUUUUCCACUAGGCGAAAUUUUUCGACCGAAUCGAAAUUUUCUUUUGUCUUACAAGCACUCAGAUAGAACUAAUCAGAAAUCUUUUGAAUUUGAACAAUAGAGAUUUCGGUUCGAUCGAAAAAUUUCGCCUAGUGGAAAACCGCCUUUAAACGUAUUCAUAAUCGUGGUGGAAAUUCCAUUUUUUUUAGAAACAGUUUAAGACUGGUCCAGACAAUCUUGAUGCUAUUUAUAAAUACGAAAAGCAAAUACUUGGCAAGGUUCCGUGGACGGUAAGAUUCGUGUUCUUUUCAUGACGAUCGACUGAUGUGAUGAGUGAUGAAUUUUAGCAGUUUACUAACCAUGUACGUUGGUUAACUAUGAGUAGAUGUGACCGCAUCUCUCCCUCGUUUAACCAAUAGUUUGUAAUUCUCUCCAGACUCUUGCGUUACCACAUCGUCAACUGCGACAAGUCACAACACUUUAUGAAAUUCAACAUGGCGGCAAGAAGAAAGAAAAACCACAUCACAGAGUCGUGUUCCUCUUCAAUGACAUGAUUGUGGUGAGUUGUGUUGUAUUGAAGUUUGUAAUGAUAUCAUGAUGAUAAAUUUUCGCUUCCCCACCAACCACAGUCGUUAUGGUCAAAGGUAUUGCUUGGAAGUCGGGCAUAAUGAACCAUGCUUUAAAUAGGGGUGCAUGACGAUCACUUUCUAUCACAACAGCACUUUCAUGUUGCUGACUGAUGACAUCAUUCCUCGAGCCGUAGUUGUAUUUUGCAAGUCCAAGUCGAGUUACAAGUCAUUUACUGUCAAAUCAAAUCCCAAGUCAUCUGUGACCAAGCCAGUUAUUCUGCACUGUUCUUUUUGCCAUAAACUGGGGGGUCACCCAUGUCAAUCAUGAUAUACGAUAUAUUACAAGCUGUCAGUCAUUUCUUGCAAUUUUAAGUCACAAGUCAUUUUGUCAGUGACCAUGUUAUGUCGCCAGUUAUUCUGUACAGUUCUUUUUACCAUAACCUGGGGAGUCACCCAUGUCAGUCAUACAGUAUCAUACUUUAUAUAAUAACUACAGUGAAACACGCAAUUUGAUUGGUCAAUAGCCGUACAGGAUCAGGCUAUCCUGCACGAGGAAUUAAAAUGCCUUCGCGGGAUUUUCGCGGGAUUCUCGAAAUGUCAUUGUUUCACUGUAGUUAUUUUAUAGAACAAUUGCCAAAUGGUUUUCCAAGCAGGAUAGCGUGAUCCAUGCACUUGGGAUGUAGCUCGACUUUCGGAAAGCGUACAAAUACAGUACACUCACCUGCGGCUCGAGUAUUUUUACGCUUUUCGAAAGUCUCGCGACAUCCCUCGUGCAUGGAUCACGCAAUCCUGCACGGAAAACCAUUCGGUAUUCCUUUAAUACAUUACAAGCUCUCAGUCAUUUCUUGCAAUUCCAAGUCAAGUCACAAGUCAUUUUGUCAGUGACCAAGUCAAGUCGCCAGUCAUUCUGUACAGUUCUUUUUACCAUAACCUGGUGGGGAGUCACCCAUGUCAGUCAUAAUAUACUAUACCUGGUGGGGAGUCACCCAUGUCAGUCAUAACAUACUAUACCUGGUGGGGAGUUACCAUAGAAAUAUUAGACCUAGAAAUAUUAGACCUAGAAUGCGUGCUUGGUCACGUGACCGGUGUCCAAAUUGAAAACAAAAAUGCCCUUAUAAAUCCGCCAUGUUGAAUUUGCGUAGGAAUGCAAACUACAAAGUGCUGUAUAAACAAAGCUAAAACUAUAAAGUUUUCAUCGUCAAAACGUUUUGUGUUUGUAGUUUGGGGAUAGAAUUUGAAAUAUUAAGUUCUUUAAACGCUCAAAGCAGAUGUGCCGUUACAAAAACGGUGAAAAUCGUGCAGCCUUGUAUAAAAAACAAGUAGUUUUUUCGUGUAGUUUCGCGUAUAAAAUAUAAUUUCUCAUAAAACAUUUUUGCAUGCUCUGAACGUAACUGUUUUGCUAAUACUUCAUGGAAUUACGAAAUGAUAGUUCAUUCUUCGUCGGGUUUCGUUUUUCUUCAAUCUAAACGAAGUGUUUUCAUGUUUUUGAAACAAAAAUAUUUAGUUGUCGAUAUUAAAACUGUAAAUCGCCUAAAUGAUCGUCGAAAACAUAUGGUUUCAAAAGCGUUGCCUCAAGCUCAAGCAAUUACGCAUAGAAAAAUAUAAAAAGUAGUUGUGUAAGUUUAGAAAGAUUAUUGAACUCCAUUUAUAUUAUAAAACAGUUGAAAUAUAUUUUUUAUUAAAAACAUACCUAUUGAGUUUGAGUUUGUCUUGAUUUUUCGUGUUUUGUUUUGGCUUGCACAACAACGUUGAAAAUGUAUUUUCAAACGAUUUCUGUAUAUAUUCUGUUCAGAACUAUUGGUUUUCGUAAAAAAACCCACGGGAAUGGGUUUUUCUCCAUUAAAAACACUUUUUUCCCACUUCAAGUCUCGAUAUAAUUGUUUUUGCAAACUUUGUCGAAAAAAACAAUUCGCACUCCCGGCAACCGCGCGAAAAUCCUUGCCGCAGGAGUCUGGGACUAGCCAAAAUGCCCUUAUAAAUCCGCCAUUUUGUGGAGACAAAAUUUUUACUGAGAAGAGAUAGGAGCACGCAUUCUAUGACUAUUAUUUCUAUGGGAACAUUACACCGUUACACCAUAUAAGAUAUCUAUGCGUUACACAGUUAAACCAUGCACAUGACGAAAAUCGGACGUUAGCAUGCGAAAAUAUGGUCUCGUCUCCAAAAACGAUUGUCAGAUGAUUUCUUCAAUUACGCCACAAUCAUUCCUGAAAACAUCGUAAGGCACGUUUUAUAAAUCACAAAGCCACAAUAACUGCGUAUCCGCGUAUCCACUGCGCAAAAUAUAGAGCAACCUAUAGCAUGACACUUUGAUCUAUUAAUGCUAACUAACUGGAUGCCUCGUCCUCAAAAUAACGACUCGACCGCGUAUGACCAUCCACGUAUCCCCGUAUUAUUUUAGUGGUCCACUAAAAUAUAGAGCUACCUAUAGCAUGACACUUUGAUCUAUUAAUGACUAACUGCAUGCCUCGAUCGUUCUACAAAUAACGACUUGACUGCAUGCGUAUCCGCGUAUCGACUGAAAUAUAGAGCUACCUUAACCGUAUGAUAAUUUAAAUUAAUUUAUUAAUGCUAAGUCACUGAAUGCCUCGUGGCUACUUUUACCACCAUGGGAUUUCAUCUAUUAAUCUAUUUAUUAUUAAUAUAUUGAGAAUAAAUAUAGAGGUAUUAAUACAUCGUAUCCAUGAUGUUUGAAAGGCAUAUAUUAUAAAAUGGACGGGUAUUCUGCAAUCGCUCCGGAAGAUACUGCAAUGUUUGUUCAGAAUUAUGGAAUCAAACAGAAUAAAACUUACAAAGAGUUACACAUAUGCAAGCAAAGAAAAGAGUUAAAAAGCAAAGAAAAG
Molecule: messenger RNA, 3607 nt
Organism: Paramuricea clavata
Lineage: Eukaryota; Metazoa; Cnidaria; Anthozoa; Malacalcyonacea; Plexauridae
Source: the annotation of a GenBank genome assembly